Messenger RNA from Heteronotia binoei (common prickly gecko), 2239 nucleotides. It is a transcript of the gene PBLD, whose product is annotated as phenazine biosynthesis like protein domain containing. Gene Ontology annotation, biological process: biosynthetic process. The record is from RefSeq and is a predicted model, not a curated record. The transcript is spliced from 8 exons. Gene Ontology annotation, cellular component: cytoplasm. Bases 103 to 969 code for a protein of 288 amino acids. Gene Ontology annotation, molecular function: isomerase activity. NCBI's taxonomy places the organism in Eukaryota, Metazoa, Chordata, Lepidosauria, Squamata, Gekkonidae.
UUUAAUAUUAACUAGGACUUUGUGAAACAGUUGGGACAGAGAAUCCGCUCUUCGCAGUAGGCCGCUUUAACAAUCAGCCUUGGUCAAAAGAAAUUAAGAAGAAUGCAGAUUCCUCUUUUCACUGUUGAUGCAUUUACAAAUGAACCAUUCUGUGGCAAUCCUGCAGCUGUUUGUCUUCUUGAAGAUGAACUGGAAGAAUGUUGGCAUCAAAAAAUCGCAAUGGAAAUGAAACUUUCGGAAACAGCAUUCAUCCGAAAAUUGCAUCCAACUGACAACUUUACCAAAAGUUCUCGUUUUGGAUUAAGAUGGUUCACCCCAACCAAUGAGGUCCGUCUCUGUGGUCACGCUACCCUGGCAUCAGCUGCAGUGUUAUUUCAUAACAAGAAAAAUGUGAAUUCAUCCCUCACUUUCAUAACUCUGAGUGGAGAAUUAAAUGCCAGACAAGCAGGGGGUCAAAUUGUCCUGGACUUACCCCUUUACUCGGCCUACCCACAGGAUUUGCGGGAAGUGGAAAAAUUAGUAAAGGCAGCUGUCGGUAAUAUGAAUGUUCAAGAUGUUCGCUAUUCUCCUGACACGAAGAAGCUCCUCGUUCGUCUCAGUGAUGCUUAUGAAAGGUCUGAUUUGGAGAAACUAAACCUGAACGCCCAAGAGCUUUUGCAGAUCGAAACGGCUAGAAAAGUGGAAGGAUUAAUAAUCACACUUAAGGGAAAAGCUGGGAGAGAACGCUACGACUUUUAUUCCCGCUACUUCUCACCCUGGAAUGGAGUUUCAGAAGAUCCUGUCACAGGAUCUGCUCAUGCUGUUUUAAGUAGCUACUGGUCACAGCAACUGGGGAAGAAAGAAAUGUGUGGUAAGAGCACCUUUUUGGGGCUGCAAAUUUUAAUGACUGAGAAUUUCUUCUUGAUUAAUCAAAGGGCUGAGAUCGAGCAAGGAUACAGGACUUUUUUUUUUUUUAAUUGGCAUGCCUAAAUUAUUGUGCAAGAUCCUCUGCAUUUACUGCCCAUCUCCCCAGCUCCUUGGUGUGAUUCUGGUGGUUCCGCAUCACCCGGCCCUCCAAUCCCAGCCAUACCUAAUACAACAAAUGAGAAAAUAGAAUCAUGAGAAAGUUAGGUAGAUGUAUAUCUUUGCUGCCGUCUUCGUAGCCACCAUGCUGGACAAGUUUUUUCGGUUUACUGGCUUUCUCCUCUUUCUCGCAGAUGUGGUGAAAAAUCAAUUUAAACAUGACUGACACAGGUUGUACCUGGGGUUCAAUUACUACCUCUUUCCCCCCUUGAAAAUAAGUAUUACAAGUAGAUUACAAAUUCUGUGACUACUUAAAAUCAAUGCCAAUAUCAUACAUCUAAUGGCCCUGAGUAACACCUCCGAGUAGAUUAAAAACUUGCAAGAUGAGUCCAUGUUGGGAUAUGGAAGAGAUCUCUGCAAACUUAGGGAAGCCCACAGGUUUUACAGGGGGAAAAAUAAACUUGGGGGACUUAAAAAAAAAAAAGUCCCCCAAACCGGAACAGUGAUCUCUGUGUAUGUACAGUUAUUGUGCAAAUAAAAGAAAGAACACUGGGUGAAAUAACCUCAAAUGACAAUGAAGUAUGGAAAGUGGUGAGGGGGAAGCAGGAGUGGGUGAGGAGUGGCUGAAUGGAGCAACUGCAGGUGCAGCAGGGAAGGGGAAGAGAACAGGGACCAUGAGAAGUAUGAGCCAAAUUGGGUGGUGGAGAAAAUCAGCAGCUGGAGCCAGCAGGUGUGAGAGGGCACAGAUGGGCCACAGAGCAAAGAGUAAGGGUGUUUUUACACUGACAGUUUGUGACUCUCUAUCACCGCAUUGGAAACUCACCUUUUACAUUACCUAAUGUUCUCACAACUGUUUUGCAUCGUUGCUGCCCGAAGCAUCUACAUUUAUUUCAGUGAGAUGCGUUUUGGAGCUGCUCCUGCAACGUUUUUCUCGACACUAGUUUUGAUCAGGUCUUUUCUCUACAGGCGUUUCAAAUUUGUAUUGUAGAAGUUUUCAUGCAUUUUAAAAGACUCCUCCAAAAGCCACCACAAGGUGCAGUAAUUUGCAUGAGCACUUGACAGCACUUGAAAUCUUUACAUAUCAUUGCUUGCCUCAUCUAGUAAUUUAAAUUUGUAUUGUUUUUGCAGUGUUGACACGAUUUCUAAGCAAUUGUAUACAUUUAACUAAGCACUGGUAUUCUGGCUGCCCUCUGAUCAGAGACCCCCCCAAUUGAAACGCUUAAAUGUAAAAGGAAAA